GACGUAGCUAUGAAGGUUGAGCCUAUGUGGGUUGAGUGGCGGGAACUUUCGGCGACCGGAAGAGUGAGCCAGGAGGUCUGGCUUGGGCGCCGCCAUGACAACCUAAUACCGGAAAAGGCGGGUCUCUUCUCCCUGACUGAUCGGCGCCUGAAUUCGCCUGGAGAUGCAGGCGGCCCUGGAAGUCACUGCUCGAUACUGCAGCCGGGAGCUGGAUCAGUAUGGCCAAUGUGUGGCAGCCAAGCCAGAGUCGUGGCAUCGAGAUUGUCACUACCUUAAGAUGAGCAUCGCUCGCUGCACGUCUUCCCACCCCAUCAUCCGGCAGAUCCGACAGGCCUGUGCUGAGCCGUUUGAAGCCUUUGAGGAGUGUCUUCGCUUGAAUGAGGCAGCAGUUGGCAACUGUGCUGAACACAUGCGGCGCUUCCUGCAGUGCGCUGAGCAGGUGCAGCCACCAAGUUCACCCACGACUGGAGAGGCACAACCCCUGCCUGCCUCCUGACAACCCCUUGGACUUUGAGAAAAUGGACAUGAGUGACUAUCCCACUUGAUGUCCUCAUCUAGAAGAGUGACAAGACUUUUGGAGUCUUGAGGGCCCUGCUGUGGGUCUGGCUCUCCCGGACAUCAGGACGCUAAAUAAAUAAAGACUGAGUACUGGGCUU
Molecule: messenger RNA, 656 nt
Organism: Rattus rattus (black rat)
Lineage: Eukaryota; Metazoa; Chordata; Mammalia; Rodentia; Muridae
Gene: Chchd5
Product: coiled-coil-helix-coiled-coil-helix domain containing 5
Exons: 4
Coding region: 164-496 (110 amino acids)
Source: RefSeq, a predicted model, not a curated record